CGCCCUUAUCUUCCAGCUCUUUUUCUUCCUUCGACUUGCUUGCUUCUUUGCUCGUCCUGCGCUUCAAUCCCCACGAGCACAUAUUCUUGUGGGUUUCAGCUUAUCCGCCAGCGGUAUCAUCUAGUGUUCGGGUAGCAAGCACCAUCUGGACCCGAGAGACCAUCACCAUCUCUGCCAAUAUUAUCCGAUCGAUCGAUCAUCGACCAAAGCUCAUCGGAGACGAGAGAUCUGUCUAUUCGGCUGAAUCCAUGAUGUCUGAUCCGCAAGAGGUCUAUCUGCUCCCCUUGAAGGAUGAUGGCUCUCCCGAUGUUCCCGGCGGCUACAUUUACCUGCCUCCGCCAACCAACCCCCCAUAUUUGCUCCGGUUCGUCAUCGAAGGAAGUAGUUCGAUUUGCAGAGACGGAUUGCUGUGGAUAAAUGUUCCUGAGCCUGGAAGAUCCUUUGACCGCUCUGUCUUCCAAAGUUUCCGAUUGCACCCGGACUUCAACAAGAACAUUCAGAUUGAUAUUGCUAUCACUUCUCCGGGAGCUUUCGCCUUUUACACGACAUUUUCUCCGCUUCCGGCUUUCUCAGUCUCCCCUAUCGCGACGGCUGCAACCGCAAGAACGUCCACCCAUUACAUCGAUGUAUCCCCGGCCCUGACCAUCAAGGGCCAGCACCUUCCUCUCAAUGCCCUUUCAAUCUUUUCGGUCAUUUCCAAGUUCAUGGGGAAGUAUCCCACAGAUUGGGAGAGGCAAAUCGAAAGCAUCAGUGGCCGCAAUUACAACAUGAUCCAUUUUACGCCUUUGAUGGAACGUGGUGUUUCGAACUCUCCUUACAGCAUUUACGACCAGUUGACCUUUGAUAAGGCUUCAUUUCCAAACGGAGAGUCGGACGUUGCCCAAUUGGUUUCGAGAAUGGAAAAUGAUUAUGGCCUCUUGUCCCUCACAGACGUGGUUUGGAACCACACGGCAAAUAAUAGUCAAUGGCUUGAGGAGCAUCCGGAAGCAGGUUAUAGCGUUGAGACGGCUCCAUGGCUCGAGGCUGCAUUGGAAUUGGAUAAUGCUUUGCUGGAAUUUGGCCGUGAACUUGGUUCCCUGGGUCUUCCCACGGAGUUUAAGACCGUUGACGAUCUCUUGUCCGUCAUGAACGUGCUGAAAGAUCGUGUCAUACACGGUUUGCAGCUAUGGGAAUUUUACGUGAUUGAUGUGAAAACCAACACCCAGGCAGUCAUGGAAAAAUGGAAAAGCUCGGAUAAGAUAGACUUGACGAGCGAGCCAUGGUCACAGUUCGAUCUCGUUGAUUACAAGGAUUGGCCUCUCAAGAAGCAGGCCAACUUCCUCCGUGAGCAUGCGAUACCAACACACAAGCAGGUCCUUGGGAGAUUCGAGCGCAAAAUUGAUGUCAACGUUGGCGCGGCUGCCCUGGCGGCACUUUUCGGCACCAGUGACCAUACAGAAUCGGAUGCUACCGUCGAAGGUACCCUGGUGGCCAUUCUCGAUGAAGUGAAUUUGCCUCUCUACAAAGAGUACGAUGAGGAUGUCUCCGAGAUUAUGAACCAGCUCUUCAAUCGUAUCAAGUAUCUCCGAAUAGAUGAUCAUGGACCAAAGCUUGGCCCUGUGACCGAUAAUAACCCAAUGAUCGAGACCUAUUUCACCAGACUACCUGUCAAUGACAUCACCAAGCGCCAUAGUUCCAAGGCACUUGCCCUGGUGAACAAUGGCUGGAUUUGGAACGCUGAUGCAAUGCGAGACAAUGCUGGUCCGGACUCCAGGGCAUAUUUACGUCGGGAGGUGAUUGUUUGGGGCGAUUGCGUGAAGCUGAGAUACGGGUCCUGUCCUCAAGACAACCCAUUCCUAUGGAAUUUCAUGACCCAGUAUACGCGACUCAUGGCGAGAUACUUCUCAGGCUUCCGCAUUGAUAACUGCCAUUCAACGCCCCUUGUGGUUGCCGAGUACCUGCUGGACGAGGCUCGAAAAAUCCGACCCAACCUUACAGUAUUCGCUGAACUUUUUACCGGCUCCGAGGAUGCCGACUACAUUUUCGUCAAACGACUUGGCAUAAACGCCCUUAUUCGAGAGGCGAUGCAAGCCUGGAGCACAGGGGAGCUAAGCCGACUAGUGCACCGUCAUGGCGGUCGUCCUAUUGGAAGUUUUGAUGUCAACUUGCCGUCAGCAGGUAGUAGCCAUGCAAUGGCCUCUGCGAGUCCCGAAAACGCGCAGGAGAGUAUUUCACAUAUUCGGCCUUGCCCUGCUCAGGCUUUGUUCAUGGACUGUACUCAUGACAAUGAGACGCCAUCGCAGAAGCGGACUGCAAAGGAUACCUUGCCAAAUGCCGCCCUGGUCUCGAUGUGUGCAUCGGCGAUAGGGAGUGUUAUGGGCUAUGACGAGAUAUAUCCAAAACUAAUAGAUCUGGUCCACGAGGAACGACUGUAUUCAUCCGGAAAACCAGAAUCUUCCACCCGGGAUGAUCAUUCUUCUGAGAGUGGCAUUGGUACUGUGAAGACUCUCCUAAACAGACUUCACACCAUGAUGGGGGUAAACGGAUACGAUGAAACCCAUAUCCAUCAUGACGGCGAGUAUAUCACUGUCCACAGAGUACAUCCCAGAACUCGGAAAGGUGUUUUCCUGAUAGCGCAUACCGCAUUCCCUGGCCAUGAAAGCCAGCCCCCUUUGGCGCCUACCCAUCUCACUGGUACUCAAGCAAAACAUAUCGGGACCUGGCUGCUGGAGGUGGAUGCGACUGACAAGACGAAAAAUGAAAUACUAGCUGAUAAAUCACAUUUGCGAGGACUGCCCAGUGAAGUUCGCGAAAUUGAGGGGACCACCAUGGAGCAUCAAGGAAACGAUACGAUCAUUUCUGUGUUGAGCCCUUUCGUCGCCGGAUCCAUUGCACUCUUUGAAACCUCCAUUCCAGAAGCCGAACACUCGACGGGUCUGGCUAAUUACAUCACUGAAGGUGCUGAGCUUGCGUUUUCGAAACUCAGUCUUAUCGAUCUAAACUUUCUACUCUACCGUUGCGAAGCAGAGGAGAGAGAUUCUAGUGAUGGUCAGGAUGGAGUAUACAGCAUCCCCAACCACGGGCCUUUAGUUUAUGCCGGGCUUCAGGGAUGGUGGAGCCUACUUGAAAACAUUAUCAAGUAUAACGAGCUCGGACACCCAUUAUGUGAUCACCUACGACAAGGCCAGUGGGCUCUUGAUUAUAUAGUGGGACGCUUGGAGAAAGUUGCUCAAAAGGAAGGAUACGAUGCGGUGCGUGAACCUUGUGCGUGGCUGCGAGAGAGGUUUGACGCGGUCCGCAAACUGCCAAACUUUCUUCUGCCGAGAUAUUUCGCCAUCAUUGUCCAAGUUGCCUACAAUGCGGCUUGGAAGAGGGGCAUAUAUCUUUUGGGGAGCAACAUCCAGAAAGGCCAGGAAUUCGUGCAUCAACUGGGCAUGGUUAGCGUGCAGCAAACAGGCUACGUUAACUCUGCAUCUUUGUGGCCGACAAAAAGAGUACCAAGCCUCGCAGCUGGUUUGCCACACUUUGCCACGGACUGGGCAAGGUGCUGGGGCCGGGACGUCUUUAUUUCUCUUCGGGGACUUUUGUUGUGCACCAACCGAUUUGAUGAAGCCAAAGAACACAUCGUUGCCUUUGCCAGUGUGCUCAAACAUGGCAUGAUUCCUAAUCUUCUGAGUAGUGGGAAGCUUCCUCGCUACAACUCUCGAGACUCGGUGUGGUUCCUUUUGCAGGCCAUUCAGGACUAUACAAAAAUGGUACCAGACGGCCUGCAGCUUCUAAAGGAACAGGUUCCACGAAGGUUUCUACCAUAUGACGACGCCUGGUUUCCAUUCGAUGACCCGCGGGCGUAUUCUCAACAUUCGACAGUUUCCGAUAUCAUCCAGGAAGUCUUUCAACGCCAUGCUAGCGGCCUUUCUUUCAGGGAAUACAAUGCGGGGCAGGAAUUGGACAUGCAAAUGAAGCCGGAGGGUUUUCAGAUAGAUGUGACUGUCGACUGGGAGACAGGAUUGAUCUUUGGGGGUGGUCAGUCCAACUGUGGUACAUGGCAAGACAAAAUGGGGGAGAGCGAGAAAGCUGGGAACAAGGGCUGGCCUGGGACACCACGGGAUGGUGCAGCCAUUGAAAUUACCGGCCUGGUUUAUAGUGCCCUGAAAUGGGCCGCUGGUCUUCACCAACAAGGCCUCUAUGAUCACGACAGGGUCCAGAUACGAGAUGGCGAAUCGAUCACUUUCGAGGAUUGGGCUGGAAGAAUCAAAAGCAGCUUCGAACGCUGUUACUAUGUGCCCGUUGAUCCGAGUGAGGACAGUCAGUACGAUGUCGACACCAAUAUCGUCAACCGCAGAGGCAUUUAUAAAGACCUGUACAGAUCUGGGAAACCGUAUGAAGACUAUCAGCUUCGAUCAAACUUCCCCAUUGCCAUGACUGUAUCACCGGACCUGUUUUCCCCUACCAGAGCCUUGGCUGCUCUUGCUCUCGCCGAUACUGUGCUUGUCGGGCCGAUGGGGAUGGCCACGCUCGACCCGUCUGAUUUGAACUAUCGGCCCAACUAUAACAACUCGGAAGAUUCAACUGAUUUCGCAACUUCCAAGGGUAGGAAUUACCACCAAGGCCCUGAAUGGGUCUGGCAGCGGGGUUACUUUCUCCGAGCUUUCCUCUACUUUGACCUGGCUCGACGAAGGACGCCCGAGGAACGAACUGAAGCUUAUCAGCAAGUGACUCGGCGUCUGGAAGGAUGCAAACGGGCUCUUCGAGAAAGUCCCUGGAAAGGUCUUACAGAACUGACAAACCAGAGUGGAAAACAUUGCGCAGACUCGUCACCGACACAGGCUUGGUCUGCCGGGUGUCUGCUCGAUGUGUAUUAUGAUGCUUUACGCUAUUCCUCGCCGACGAUCCGCAUCUGGUAUGGGCCAUUCAAAAUGCAGUACAAGAGCAUCGAUGCGAUCGACUAUUACGAGGAGAAACUGCGCAGAAUCGACGAACAUAUCCGGCUUGCGCGGCAGAAGGAAUACCCACCCACCGAAUUAGCUUUUGUUACCAUGGAAUCCAUCGCUGCCUCCCAGAUGCUCGUUCAAACCAUUCUCGAUCCUCAUCCCAUGCGUCUUCUUGCUCGACUAGCUCCUGCUCCGGCUGACGUUGUCUGGAAAAACACGUACCAGCCACGCUCGAGACGAAUGAUGCAAUCCUGGUUUAUCACCGGGGUUAUUGGGUUUUUAACCAUCUUCUGGUCGGCUCUUUUGGUCCCCUUCGCAUACCUUCUGAACUUGCAGACGCUCGGCAAAGUAUUCCCUCAGUUGGCCGAUGCCCUUGCCCGGCAUGCUCUUCUGGGAUCGCUUGUUCAGACUGGAUUGCCGACUUUGGUUCUCUCGCUGUUGACCGUGGCCGUCCCAUACAUGUACAAUUGGCUAUCGAAUCUGCAAGGAAUGAUGUCGCGUGGUGACGUGGAGUUAUCGGUCAUAUCCAAGAACUUUUUCUUCUCGUUCUUUAACCUAUUCCUCGUCUUCACUGUUUUCGGAGCAGCCACGACAUUCUACGGCUUUUUGGACAGGCUGCGAGGUGUGUUCAAAGACGCGACCACCAUCGCGUUUGCACUGGCCCAAACAUUGGAAGGUUUCGCGCCCUUUUACAUCAACCUCAUAAUCCUGCAAGGGGUGGGCUUAUUUCCUUUCCGACUCCUCGAAUUCGGCAGUGUCGCGCUGUACCCCUUCAACUUUCUGACUGCGAAGACACCACGAGACUACGCAGAGCUGUCGACACCCCCCACUUUUAGCUACGGAUACUCUAUCCCGCAGACCAUCUUGAUCCUGGUCAUCUGUGUGGUCUACAGUGUGUUCCCCAGUUCAUGGUUGAUUUGCCUGUUCGGCCUUGUGUACUUCACCAUUGGCCGGUUCAUUUACAAAUACCAACUGUUGUAUGCAAUGAACCACCAACAGCACUCGACCGGGCGAGCAUGGCCAAUGAUCUGCAACCGGGUCUUGGUUGGAUUGAUGUUUUUCCAGCUGGCCAUGAUCGGCGUCCUGUCCCUGCGCCGAGCGAUCACCCGAUCACUGCUUCUUGUGCCCCUUCUCGGUGCAACUGUGUGGUUCAGCUAUUUCUUUGCCAGAAGCUACGAACCACUCAUGAAAUUCAUUGCUCUCAAAAGCAUUGACCGAGAUCGCCCGGGAGGUGGAGAUAUUUCCCCUUCGCCGUCGGCGACGUUCUCACCUCCGUCUGGUCUCGAUCGCGAUGCUCUCCCGCCCUGCUUUGGCAGCCAGGAACUGAAUUCCAGGCUCAGGAAAUAUGUCAACCCGAGUCUUGUUGUGCCGCUCAGCGAAGCAUGGCUCCCGGGACACGGGACGCCGAAUAACGUCGUUUGA
Messenger RNA from Aspergillus steynii IBT 23096, 6332 nucleotides. Its product is annotated as glycogen debranching enzyme. The coding region runs from base 249 to 6332 and encodes 2027 amino acids. Gene Ontology annotation, molecular function: 4-alpha-glucanotransferase activity; amylo-alpha-1,6-glucosidase activity. Gene Ontology annotation, biological process: glycogen biosynthetic process; glycogen catabolic process. The record is from RefSeq and is a predicted model, not a curated record. Gene Ontology annotation, cellular component: membrane. Lineage: Eukaryota; Fungi; Ascomycota; Eurotiomycetes; Eurotiales; Aspergillaceae. The transcript has 5 exons.